Messenger RNA from Laccaria bicolor S238N-H82, 670 nucleotides. RefSeq lists its product as uncharacterized. Gene Ontology annotation, biological process: maturation of SSU-rRNA from tricistronic rRNA transcript (SSU-rRNA, 5.8S rRNA, LSU-rRNA). The record is from RefSeq and is a predicted model, not a curated record. NCBI's taxonomy places the organism in Eukaryota, Fungi, Basidiomycota, Agaricomycetes, Agaricales, Hydnangiaceae. The coding region runs from base 39 to 623 and encodes 194 amino acids. The transcript is spliced from 2 exons. Gene Ontology annotation, cellular component: nucleus.
AACAACUUCACAUAUCCCAGAAAAAGAAAAAGAAAAAUAUGGAAAGCAGUACCAGUGCACCGCCGGCAGCAUCUUCAGUCCUCUUUGCUCGGGGGGUUAUCGCCCGUCUCGCCAUCUGGGCAACCCUCCGGAUCGCAGUCCAAGAAAAUUGGGGUGGGGCUCACGGCGCGGAAAAGCGAACCUGGCUCGCCUCAGUCAUCGUAGACGCGUUCGAAGACCAAGUCCCCACGCCCGACGACCAAUACAUCGAAGAGAUGCUCCUGCAAGUGAUGGCAGACGAGUUCGAGGCGGUGGUGGAAGAUGGGAGUGCUGAGAGCGUCGCCCAGGAUAUUGUGAAGAUAUGGGAUCAGACGAGGAUUGGGAAAGACGAUCUGGUGAAGAAGUUUGAGGAGUUGGCGGAGAAGGUGAAGGGGAAGAAGGCGAGUGCGCAGGAGAAGGUGGUCAGUGAUGAUGAGGACGAGGGUGAUUGGGAAGAUGAGGAGGGGGAUGAAGAAGAUGAGAUGGAGGAAGAUGAAGCCCCGCAACUUAUGCAACCUCCUCCGGAAGAGCGUAAGAAGGAAGGGCCUGAGGUAGACGAAGACGGAUUCACGGUGGUGAGAGGCAAGGGGAAAGGUAGAAGAUAACAUUAAUUAUACUCCGGUCACCAAAAUGACAAUUUUCAAGGCUAUCC